Molecule: messenger RNA, 3267 nt
Organism: Candoia aspera
Lineage: Eukaryota; Metazoa; Chordata; Lepidosauria; Squamata; Candoiidae
Gene: MAL2
Product: mal, T cell differentiation protein 2
Exons: 4
Coding region: 148-702 (184 amino acids)
Biological process (GO): myelination
Cellular component (GO): membrane
Molecular function (GO): structural constituent of myelin sheath
Source: RefSeq, a predicted model, not a curated record
CCACCCGCCUUCCACCCCUCCCGCCCCGCCGCCACCUGCAGCUCCGGCUUCCUCCGCCCGGCGCACCUCUUGCCUCACCUGGCGAGGCCACGUCAGGGGCUCGGGUCCCGCUCCCGCCGCGGCCAGACGCUCGGAUCCCUCCCCGCCAUGAUCUCUGCCCGGGGCGGGGGCUCCAUGCCUCCGCCGCCCAACGCCACCGCCUACUACCCCCCGCCCCGCGUGAAUCUCCCCUCCGGCGUGGAAAUCCUGCGCACGUACUCGGGGGCCUUCAUCUGCCUGGAGAUCCUUUUUGGAGCCCUUGUAUGGAUACUAGUAGCUGCCACAAAAGUUCCUUUGCCACUGCUGCAGGGCUGGGUGAUGUUUGUAUCUGUGACAGCCUGUUUCACCUCCAUCUCCUUCCUUUCGGUCUUUCUCUUCAGUUACCGAGAGAGAAUUGCCAUCGAUUGGAACCGUUUGGAUUUCCUUUACCACGCAGCCGUCUUCGUCUUCUAUUUUGGGACCUUCUUACUGCAAACCGCAACAACGUCUUUGCACAGUCACCCCCUUAAGGUCACCAAUCUUGCCUCCAACAUCACCAUCUCUGGAGCACUUCUAAAUGACCAUGAAUAUAAUUUGAGCAUAGCAGCUGCAAUUUUUUCCUUUGUAACUACAGUGUGUUACGGAUGCAGCGCCACCCUUGCCUUAAGAAGAUGGAAACUAUAGCAUCAGAAAGAGGCCGACAGCUCCACUACAUCCUAGCUGAUUUUGGUACCUGUUCAAACAUCAGAGUACAACUUCUCCAUCAAAUAGGAGUGGCAUUCAAAAGGUGGUUUUGGAACACAUCCCUAGUUUCCGAAAGCACUGAGGCAUACGCACCCAACCCAUGCCAUAAUUAUAUUGUCUCAGGGGUGGUGGUGGGGAGAUCUGUGUUUAUAUUGAGGUUGUGUCAAAGCUGCCAUCUCAGUUCAGCAGCACCCUUCCCAUGUCCCAAAAGUGAAAGCAGUGUCUAGAACAUCUUUAGAACGUCUUGGGAGCAGGAGGGACCAUUUCUGGAUUCCAGAAGAUUCUUGGCUUGACAAGAAGUAAAAGCAGCAAUAGUGUCCUUUGCGUACACAUCCUUUCUUCAGUGAAAAUAAGAUACAAAUUUCUGUAAAAAAACACCCAACAACACUCAUUGUCAUUUUCAGAUGAAAUCUUUUAUUUUCUUCCCCACACGGUACUUCUGAAAUAACCCUCUACCAACAGCAUUGUGGGGUGACCAGGGUCCCAGUGUAUCAACCACUGCUCCGCAAUCCCCUUGUCAGAAUUUUCUCAGUGUCCCACAUUUUUUUCAUUCCAUUUUUCCCCGUGUUCCUUACCUGUUGUAAUAUCUUAAGGAUGUCAGCUGUGCAUGAAAAUUACUAUGUUGACACUCUCAGCUCAGCUUAAGUUUUUACUUCAGUUUUCGGUUGCAAAGUUGAUCUUUCCAAGAACAUUGUGUUCUAUAACUUACAGCCCUACUCAACCCACAGUAUUAUAAUACUGCCAUUAGCAGACAAUUGAAAGUUGGUGCUUGGAUGCUUAUAGGAGAAAUAAAAGCUCUUAGCAAACGCGUAAUAUAUCGCAUACAUGCAAUCGAGAGAGACAGCUGUAGGCAUAAUUAAUAUUGCAGUGCUUCUGGCUAAAACUCACUUUACUGUCCACCAUGCCCAAUUGUCAUUAAUUUUGGCAGGAUUGAUGCGGGUUGCCAAAUUUCAGGAUUUAUUCAUCCAUUCUUAGAACCAAAAGAUGGAGAGUCUGGUUCGCAGAGUCAUUUACUAGCUUCAGGUUGCAACUUUUGAGUCUUAGCCAGGCAAUUGUAUAAUAGUAUUAUUUUAAAGUGCAAGGAAUAUAUUCACUUUUCACUCUUAAAUAGGAAAAUAUGCAUGAGAUUUUUUUUUAAUUCCCAAAUGUCCUAAUUCAGGGAAGUAAAAUAGAAUGUUUUUCCUUGGUUUUCCAUUUUUCUUCAUCGUUUUGGCUUUGCCCCUUCCCCUUGCAAGUAUGUCUCUCCCCUCUGCCUAUCAUACUUUUAUCUUUCAAGAAUUGCAGCCCUGUGAAUUGAUGUUGGGGGUUUACCAGAGUUCUGGUACUCCAAAAUGGGUUUCCUGCCUCGGUUAUAGAACCUUAGUAGCAUCUGGCGAUGGAUUCAUGCUCCUGUUAGUUUAAUGCUGAUGCUCAUACAAGCUGGGCCACCCAGGGGUCCUAAAUGACUAACAAAAAUGGAACUUUUUAGAAGUAUUGUGUCUCCAUUUUGAAAGCGUAAUUCAUAGCAGGAGAAAAUAUUUCAUUCACUUUGUUUAUGUUUGACCUAACCAGAAUCUAGUUUAACCAUUGCUAGAAAAAGAUGUUUUCAGAAAAGAUUGUUGUGGCUUAAAAAAAGUCUGUUAGCGAAAGCAUGUCCCUUAGCGAAAUAACAAACUAAUGUCAUAAUUCAUUUUUCUGUUGGUGCAGUAAACCUGAGAAAGGUUAAGGUAUUGUGCUUAUUCAAGGGAAACAAGUCUUAUUCAGAAGCAGUUUUUAUCUUAAAAUUUGCUAGUGUGGCAAGUUCAGAAAAUAGAUGGACUGCCCAUCCUGUAUGUACUUCACUGAUACAGGUUUUGCUUGUAUGAAUAUUAAGAAUCUAAAGUCCCUUUUUAUAUCUGGCAAGAGAAAGCCCUUCCUUCCUUCCUUCCUUCCUUCCUUCCUUCCUUCCUCCCUCCCUCCCUCCCUCCCUCCCUCCCUCCCCCCCAAAGUCUUUUACUCUAAACUCACAUUUCCUAAUUUAUCUUAUAGACUCUUUUAUCUGUCAGCUUUAGAUAUAGAAGCCAAAGGCACCUUGUUUUUAUUUUAGCAAACUACUAAUAUCACAGAAUGCCUCUAAUGCAUUUGUGUUCCACUUAUGAAAACAUUUAUGCUUAAUUGUUCCGGAAAUUUCUUGGCUUCCUCUGAACCUCUAUAAAAUAGUGCUUUCACUAUUUUAUAUUUGAGGUUAUAUGUUCUGUUUCAUUUUUCAGAAUGCAAAUUCCGGGGAAAGUUUGUAUAAUUAGAUCAUGGUUUGAUACCUGCAAUAUGAUGCCUUAUUUUGUGGUGUGUUACUGUAAGUUGCUAUCGGGGGCAGAAACCUUCCAAAACCUGAACUAGGAAAGAGCACUUAAUGGCAGAUCAGAUUAUUUAAUAGGAUGUAUAUUGCUUACAGUUAUGGAAGAUUGGUCCAACAUGGCUUUAUGUGCUGUUCUUCCUAUUGCAAAUAUAUGACUGAUAUUAAAGGUGAAAUACAUUUGGCAGUUGAAA